Molecule: messenger RNA, 447 nt
Organism: Ostreobium quekettii
Lineage: Eukaryota; Viridiplantae; Chlorophyta; Ulvophyceae; Bryopsidales; Ostreobiaceae
Source: the annotation of a GenBank genome assembly
AUGGCGUCAAAGGCUCAGUGCGUGAAGGACGUGCCCGCGGAGGUCUUCAUCGCGGCGUACGCCCAGCACCUUAAGGAGAAGCUUGAGGUGCCCCCGUGGGUGGACAUUGUGAAGACCGCUCCAUUCAAGGAGCUCCCACCUAGAGAUCCCGAUUGGUAUUUCAUCCGUGCAGCCUCCAUCCUCCGGAGGCUGUAUCUCAGCCAGGACAUCGGUGUUGGGUGCUUCCGGAGGAUAUACGGUGGCCGCACCUCCAGGAGGGGGGCAAGACCUGAGAAGAAGGCGAUCGCAUCUGCGGGCCUUAUUCGCCACAUCCUGAUUCAGCUCGAGAAGGUGGGGUUUGUGAAGAAGAGCGACAAUGAAAAGGGGGGCCGCCGGCUGACUGCCAAGGGUCAGAGGGACAUGGACCUUGUGGCAGGGGGCGCUAAGUUCAAGACUUAUGUUUUCUGA